Molecule: messenger RNA, 845 nt
Organism: Hibiscus syriacus
Lineage: Eukaryota; Viridiplantae; Streptophyta; Magnoliopsida; Malvales; Malvaceae
Product: DNA-binding protein HEXBP
Exons: 3
Coding region: 82-807 (241 amino acids)
Molecular function (GO): zinc ion binding; nucleic acid binding
Source: RefSeq, a predicted model, not a curated record
UUCAAAAAUCAAAGGCGGGGGUAAUUUAUUGGAUAUAUAAAACGACUGAUACAAUUUUGAAAUCAAGGAGAGAGUCGACGGAUGAAGAGAAUAAUCGAAACCGAAGAGGAAGAGGCCGAGUUCCUAUCGGCGGUGGCGGCCGCCGAAGAAUCCAUUGCCAAGCGCCGCAAACCUAACCAAGACGAUAUCGAGGGGGCCUACACCGCCGCCCUCAAAGGGAGCAAAAGCAGUCUCUGGCAACAAAUUAACCCCCUUACUACUUCGCAGAGCAAGAGCAGAGUUCACGGUUCAGCUGCUGCGGGGACAAGGGGAUCCGGAUCGGAGAAGAGUUGCCCGUGCGGGUCCGGUACUUGUUUGAUUCUCACUGCCAACACCGAAAGGAAUCGCGGUCGAAUGUUCUAUAAAUGUCCUCUUAGACAGGAAAAUGGAGGCUGUGGUUUCUUUAUGUGGUGUGACUCUGACAUUGCUUCCCAAACUCAUAGCAAUGGCAUUCCUAUGCAUACCAAGGGAAGUUCUGGGGGUUCCUUCGAGUCAUGUAAAGAUCAAACUGUAUCAACUAAUGCUCUUCUUACUGCUUCUAGAGGCUACUGCAACAUGAAUGAUCCAAGCAACAGCGCCUAUACUGUAAGAACCGGAUCUUCAUGCUUCAAAUGUGGAAAGGAUGGGCACUGGGCUAAAGAUUGUAAUGUUCCUUCAUCGCAUACUCCUGCUAAAUCCGGCACUUGCUAUAAAUGCGAUAAGCCUGGGCACUGGGCCAAGGACUGCACUUCCAUGGAUGCCGGAAAAAGCUCCAAGACAAAUGGCUAAUUUGGUUAGUUGUUUAGGUAGUCUGUAAAUUCCAAACA